AUGUCUUCCCUAUCAAUCACAGCUGAGUCCUCAAAUAAAACUUGUGGAGAAAAUUUGGAUGCAAUACGAGGGCAAUUUUCAAGUAGUAUAACAAAGCCAAAACAAGAGUUGUGGGAGAAGAUAACCUCGCAAAUAAACAGCUUGGGGUUUGAAAAUCGCAAGCCAAAAGAAGUGCGUGAAAAAUGGAGAAACCUGGCACAGAUUGCCAAAAAAACCAAUGAUGGUAUAAUGAGUUCGCAAAGAAAAACAGGGGGAGGUCCUGCUACAAAACUGCCUUCUUUAACAACGGAGAAAAUCAUAAAUAUUUUGGGAGAUGAACCUUCAUUCUCAGGUAUUCAAGGAGGCUUCGAGUCUGGUGGUACAUUUGUAGGCAAAGAAUCGAGAACAUUCAAAAGGAAACGACCAAAGACUCAAGGAGAGAUGAAAAAUGAUGUUCAACAACUUCAUGUUGAGAUCCUUCAAUUGGAAAAAGAAAAAAUGUUGUUUGAGAAGCACAACCUAGAGUUGAAGAAAAGAAAACUCGAACUACAAGUACAGUUACUUCAGAGGAUAGUUGAAAUCAAAGAACAACCCCCUUCAUUUUUUCUUUUAAACUAGUCAGCUAAAAUAUGUUUGUGCCAUAUGCUCCCUUGCUGCUAUUCCAUCUGUUUCUCCUGCUUCCAGCAAAACAUCUUCAUUUUCUUCUUCCAGUGCAUCCUCUCCGAACUCAUCUUCUUCAACUUCAGGCUCUUGCCUUAGAAUGCUAAUGUUAUUCAAUACUGCACAAGCCAUUAUAAUGGUGCAGACUCUAUCUGGUUUCAUCCUAAAUAGAGUAAACAUGCUUGCUAGGAUUUGAUGUUGUAUUAAAGCUCAUAAAGACUCACUGAUACCUUAUUUCUGAAUGCAAAACAUGAAACCUUCUUUUCCAAAUGCCAAUGGUUCUUUCAACCAAACACCUUGUUUUUUUAUGUGCCUUGUUAAAUUUUUUUGGCAUGGAUGCACUGGAUGGAGGUAUGGAGUCAUCAAAAAUGACCUUAAGG
This is a messenger RNA of Xenia sp. Carnegie-2017, 1019 nucleotides long. RefSeq lists its product as uncharacterized. Lineage: Eukaryota; Metazoa; Cnidaria; Anthozoa; Malacalcyonacea; Xeniidae. The record is from RefSeq and is a predicted model, not a curated record.